AUUAACGAAGUGUGACAUUUUCACAAUUUGCCUGCUACAGGGGUUGGGGAAGAGGGAAAAAACGGAGGGGGGGGCAAAAAGGAAAAAAAAAAUAAUAAUAAAAAAGUAGAUUUCCCGUCCUUUUAGACUACACCAGCUAUGCUCCGGGUUAGAAUGAUGUUAGGUUAACUUUUUUUUUUUUUUUUUUUUUUUUUUUUUUGGAGAGAAAACGAAAGGAAGGGAGGGGGGACACCAUAGCACUAUUCGGUCACACUGACUUAAAGAUCGGAGAGAGCGCGCGCCUAACAGCUAAUUUUCUGCAAGGGUUGCAGUCUUUUUUUUUUCCCCCCCUCUCUCUCCUUUGAUCGGGGUAAUCGCCAUGAAUAAGCUGUAUAUCGGUAAUUUGACGGAAGACGCGAGUCCAGUGGAGUUAGAAAGUCUCUUCAAAGAAUGGAAGAUCCCUUUCAGCGGCCAGUUUCUUGUUAAAACUGGUUACGCGUUUGUAGACUGCCCAGACGAGAAUUGGGCAAUGAAGGCCAUCGAUAAACUCUCAGGUAAAGUGGAGCUUCAUGGAAAACUAUUAGAAGUGGAGCAUUCUGUCCCAAAGAGACAAAGGAGUCGCAAAAUUCAGAUCCGAAACAUUCCUCCACACCUGCAGUGGGAGGUUUUGGAUAGUUUGUUAGCGCAAUAUGGCUCAGUGGAAACCUGUGAACAAGUGAACACGGAGACAGAGACCGCUGUUGUCAAUGUAACCUAUGCUGCUAAGGACCAAACCAGACAAGCAAUUGAAAAGUUAAAUGGAUAUCAGCUAGAAAACUACUCCUUGAAGGUUACCUAUAUUCCUGAUGAAAUGGCUACACAGCAACCCACUCCACAACAUCCCCAGGGAGCAAGACGUACAUUUGGUCAAAGGGGUCCACCUCGUCAAGGCUCACCUGGCACUACCAGUCGACCCAAACAGCAGUCAGAUGUACCUCUACGUAUGCUGGUUCCAACCCAAUUUGUGGGUGCUAUCAUUGGAAAAGAAGGAGCUACUAUCCGGAACAUCACAAAACAAACACAGUCCAAGAUUGAUAUACAUCGAAAAGAAAAUGCUGGUGCCGCAGAAAAACCAAUUACCAUCCAUUCUACACCAGAAGGUUGUUCAGCAGCUUGCAAAACAAUACUGGAGAUCAUGCAAAAAGAAGCUCAGGACACAAAAUUCACUGAAGAAAUUCCUUUGAAAAUUCUGGCACACAAUAAUUUUGUUGGAAGACUCAUUGGAAAAGAAGGAAGAAAUCUAAAGAAGAUCGAACAAGACACCGACACAAAAAUCACCAUUUCUCCUUUGCAGGACCUCACUCUUUAUAAUCCAGAAAGAACGAUCACAGUAAAGGGUAGCAUAGAGGCUUGUGGAAAGGCAGAAGAAGAAGUAAUGAAGAAAAUAAGAGAAUCUUAUGAAAAUGAUAUGGCUGCUAUGAAUCUUCAAGCUCAUUUAAUCCCGGGUCUCAACUUGAAUGCCCUUGGACUGUUUCCAUCCUCCUCACCUGGAAUGGCUCCUUCAACGAUUCCGGCUGCCCCUACUGGUGCUACUCCAUAUACAUCAUUUGGGCAGCACCCAGAGUCCGAGACUGUACAUUUGUUCAUUCCGGCCUUGGCAGUAGGAGCCAUUAUUGGAAAACAGGGACAACACAUCAAGCAACUUUCCCGGUUUGCAGGCGCCUCAAUAAAGAUUGCACCUGCGGAAGGACCAGAUGCCAAACAGAGAAUGGUGAUAGUUACAGGGCCUCCAGAAGCCCAGUUUAAGGCUCAAGGGAGAAUAUUUGGAAAAUUGAAAGAGGAGAAUUUCUUUGGACCCAAAGAAGAAGUAAAACUGGAAGCACAUAUAAAAGUACCAUCUUAUGCAGCUGGAAGAGUUAUUGGCAAAGGAGGAAAAACUGUGAAUGAACUGCAAAAUCUAACCAGUGCAGAAGUAGUAGUGCCAAGAGACCAGACACCAGAUGAAAAUGACCAAGUGAUAGUAAAAAUAACUGGACAUUUCUAUGCAAGUCAGCUUGCACAACGAAAAAUACAGGAAAUCUUAUUGCAAGUGAAGAGGCAACAGCAGCAGAAAGCCCCCCCGAGUGGGCAACCUCAACCAAGGAGAAAAUAAACACUGCAAAGUUAGGAAAACUGAGGACCCCGGCCCAAGACGGAGGCAGAUGCCAGACCAAAGAGUUGGACUGUUGCUAGCAGGGAGCAGCACACACUCUUGUCCUAAUUGAAUGACAAACUUGCUCUCCUGUCAAGGACCAUCAGCUUUGUUUUAAUUUUUUUUUUUUUUUUUUGAAAUCCAGCUUUAAGAACUGUUGGACCCCCAUCACUUCCCUUGUUUAUAUUCUAUGCUCAUUUGUCAGCCCUGCUGGUGUGUUUUUUGUUUUGUUUGUUUUUUGUUUUGUUUUUUUUAUAAUUCCCAUCUUCAUUUAUUUGGGUUAAUGAAGCUUUCUCUUGUGAAAGUUUUUCCCCGCACAUUAGAAGGCGUUGCUUUGCAUGAUCUGCUUGCUUCGGAAGAUUUAACAGGUUUGGAGUGGGAAUGAAAAGGUCUCUUUUAAUGCGGGAAAUUACUCGAGAAAAGCAGAGACUUGGCUCAUCCAAGUAGUUAGUGGCAUUUUAUAAAUCUGGAUACAUUUUAUAGGAGACACUGCCAUAAAAACUUAAAGGGAAGUGUUGAAUGGUGUUGGCCAGGAAAUGAAAUUUAUUAUGCAUUUUACUAAACUACCUCAGGCCUUUAGUACCUCAGCGAAAAGAUUUUUUUGGUAUUUUGUAUACUUUAUAAAGCUAAUUCUUGAGCAUUUUAUUUUUUUAAUAAAAGAAAAAAUGUAAAAAUGUAUUCACCCAUCAGUAAGUGCCUUCAACUAUAGUAUGCAGCAAAAACUGAAUAGUUGCAGUGCUCUUUGCUGAUGGCUGAGUAUUACUGAUAUUGCCUCAGAUUUCCUGAGGUCUUCAGCACCAUCAAGUGAAGAGACCACAAAAACCUUUCAUAGUUACCGAGUAAUGCCGACAUAACUAACAGAAGCAAUGCCAUUUAUCCAUUUUGUUGAGGGAAGAUUUUAAGGUUUCAAGGUACUUUUUAGGGAGGGGGGUGGGAGGAGAAUGCAGAAAACAGUGAUGGAAAGAACCUUUAAAAGUUUAUUCAACCUCUUGUGCACAUAGAUAAAGAAGGUGUGGACUCUAAUUGGCUAUUGCUGUUGUCAAAGUGUUCUUCACAGCCCACAUGGACCUUGCGGUGAGAUCCAAAGAGCAAGCUUCAUGCUCAGUUUAUGAAAUAAACCUGUUGACCAGCACCACACUUGUAAAUGGGCUUGUCAGACGGAUUAUCUCCUCAGAUAUGAUUUUGGUUAUCAGUAACUUAAUGGGUUUGGGGAGGGGGGGGGGGGGGAGAUUAACUUGUAGUUGUGGUGUCCCAGAAGUACAUCGAGUUUGCAGAAUUUAAUUUUAGAUAAAACAGGCUUAAUGCACACAUGCAAACAAAAUACUACCGGCCCAUCUGGGAAGAAACUAGGAGCAAAUGUCCUUGUAUGUCCAUCAGCAUCCCUGUUCCCAUUUGCUGGGCUUUCUCAAAUGUAAAUUUGAUUGUGGUAACGUUCAUAAGUUAUGAGUUCAUGCUUUUACAGUAAAAGCGUCAGUCUACCUCAGUUUUCAAAUUGUGAUCAUGCAGGACUUGUGCAGACAGACUGCCUCGGGUUUGGUUUUGGGUUUUUUUUUUUUUUUUUGCAGAGCCGUGCAAUUACCUCCUAAACCUUAUUUGGUUUCAUUGUUUUUGACUAUUUUGUGCAUGACUUAGGAAUUCUCGUGCUGCACUGAUUUUUAAGGGGCACAAUUUUGCAAAACCAUUUUUUUAUCUACCUCUUAAACAUAAUACAGGCAUUUCUACUUGUUAGAACUUAGUUUUUCUCCCCAUCUACCCAAAAACGGUAUGCAAAUUAGACCAUUUAGUUUUUUUACCUGCAUUUUAUAUUUUACUGAAUGAUUUGAAUUCUGGUGUAUAACUUUAGCAAAAAAAUAAACUGCCAGAGAAGGCAGUCUUCAUAGUUUAGACAAAUGGCUUUUUUCUUGCUUAGUUUUAUUAAAAGGUCAAUGAACUUCUGAAUUGUUUAAGGCUGUGACAGGCCUUUUUUUCCCCCUGUAAUAUCUGCCUUUUUGUUUCCAUCCCCUUUACUUUCUGGUCAUAUAGGUGCUGUACUUAUCUGCUUUUUAUUUGAAAUGGACAUUACUAGAAUAUAAGAGGAAAUCAGGUUUUUUUUUUUUUUCCCCUCUUCAAAUAACGUGACUGAUUGGAAUAUUUGUUGGAAAAAUACUGUAAUUAAGUUUGGACAGCAAAGCUUGGAUAGUUUUCAACCUAGACUGUGCCCCUCAUGCAGCUCCACUUGUCAAAUGCCUCCGAGUAAAAUAAAGACAAAUCCAACACAAUGAAA
Messenger RNA from Erpetoichthys calabaricus (reedfish), 4412 nucleotides. RefSeq names its product insulin-like growth factor 2 mRNA binding protein 3 (gene igf2bp3). Gene Ontology annotation, molecular function: mRNA 3'-UTR binding. Gene Ontology annotation, biological process: nervous system development; regulation of gene expression. The coding region runs from base 359 to 2110 and encodes 583 amino acids. Gene Ontology annotation, cellular component: nucleus; cytosol; cytoplasm. The record is from RefSeq and is a predicted model, not a curated record. The transcript has 15 exons. NCBI's taxonomy places the organism in Eukaryota, Metazoa, Chordata, Cladistia, Polypteriformes, Polypteridae.